Molecule: messenger RNA, 1140 nt
Organism: Mesorhabditis belari
Lineage: Eukaryota; Metazoa; Nematoda; Chromadorea; Rhabditida; Rhabditidae
Source: the annotation of a GenBank genome assembly
AUGCCUAUUUCUACUGAUGACUUGGAGAAUAUUGAAAAAUUGAGAGCUCUUGUGAAAGAUGAGAUCACUCCCUACUAUGACACAGAUUUCAAUUUGUUGCGCUGGUUGAAAGGACACGAUUACAAUUUCGAUUUGAUUCUGCCAAAAUUGCGAAAUCAUCUCCUUUUUCGUAAAUCUCAUUGGGAUCUUGAUGGGAUGGCGGAUCGAGAAAGAAAUCAUCCAAUACAUCAACAUUGGAAAGGAGGUCUCACUGGAGCUGCUGUCAUUCGCCCGAAUGCGAUCGUGAAUAUUGAGCAAACUGGACCAAAUGAUUACUGGGGAAUGUUGCAAACGUAUUCGAUAAAUGAGGUUUUAAAGGCAAGAGUUCACGAUUUGGAGAGUAUGCUACGAGCUGUCAUGGAUUUAGAGAAACAAACUGGUGAACAAUGCAGUAUCAUGUAUUUCAUGGACUUAAAUGGACUGAAAUUCGAUCGACGCACAACCACGCUGAUUACAGGUGCUUUGGCCUCGAUCUCAGCGUUCAUGGCCGAACACUAUGUGGAAAUGGUACACACGUUUGUCCUCGUCAACGUGCCGACCUUCAUUCACGCAAUAUGGACCCUCGCUCGUCCACUUUUACCCGAAAAGACGAAGAAUAAAGUGCACAUUUUGGGGAGCAAUUGGAGGGAAGAGGUCCUCAAAUACGCAAAUGCGGACGUGUUGCCGACUUUUUGGAAUCUCGAUGGAGAGACUGGGCCUUUUGGUGCAGCACUUCAACGAGCCGUGCCAUUCUCUGAAAAUGAGUACUACAAAAAAGAAAUCUCCGAGAAAGCUGAGUUAUUCACGAUUUCCGCGGGAAAAGCUGAUUAUUUCGAUGCAAUUGUUGAAGAGGGUGAAUCUCUAGAAUGGAUUAUCGAUGCCGAUGGGAAUUUUGCUUUUUGCAUUUUCAAAGUCGACAAUGAUCAUUUGAAAGCAUCAGUGGACACUUUGGAAAGGAUUUAUCCAAAGUUUUCGAAAGUGCCUGGUCCAACGAUUGUCCCACUCAUCGAUUCGAUCAAAAACCCUAAGCCAGGUCGUUACCGUUUCUGGUUUUCCAACGAGCACGCGUGGUUUCAUACGCUCAAAAUUCGAGCUGAAAUUUCCCCGAAAAGGGUUCAAAAG